AGGGAAACCACCAUCAAACACAGACAUCAACUCAUCUGAGCUUGGUGGCUUUGUGCAGCGUACUUCUCAGUCAACAUGACUUGUGUCAGCGAUCUCCCAAACCUUCUGCCAGCUGUGCUGAUAUGGUUAAUGCAUUUCAAGUGUUCCAUGUCUCAACGUGAAUUCAAUAAAACCAUCAUUAUAGUCACAGACUAUAACUUCUCCACCAUGAACUACCCGGACUAUAACUCCAGUAUAGAUUAUGACGGAUAUGUUGAGCUCUGUGUGAAAGAAUCCAACCGGCAGUUCCGCAGCUGGUUCAUGCCGACCUUCUACUCCAUCAUCUGCUUCCUUGGGCUGGCAGGGAACCUACUCGUCAUCCUCACGUUCUUCUACUUCAAGCGUCUCAAGACCAUGACGGACGUGUACCUGCUCAACUUGUCCUUUGCCGACCUGCUCUUUGCUCUGUCGCUCCCCUUUUGGGCAGCCAACUCCAUGACAGAAUGGGUGCUGGGUCUGGUGCUGUGUAAAGCCAUGCACACCAUUUACAAGGUCAGCUUCUACAGCAGCAUGUUCAUUCUCACUUUCAUCAGCGUGGAACGCUACUUCGUCAUCGCCAAGGCCGUCUCUGCUCACCGCUACCGCACCCAGGCGGUGUUUCUCAGUAAGGUGUCAUCAGCUGCCAUCUGGAUGAUGGCACUGAUCUUCUCCAUACCAGAAAUGAGCUACACCACAAUCAAUAACAACACCUGCACCCCUUACUCCAGCAAUUAUGACAAGCUCCGCGUCAAAAUACAGGCCAGCCAGAUUGUUUUGGCUUUUGCCCUCCCGCUCCUGGUCAUGAGCAUCUGUUACAGCAGCAUUAUCCAGACCCUUUGCCAGGCUCGUGGCUUUGAACGCAAUAAGGCCAUCAAGGUCAUUCUCGCUGUGGUGGCUGUCUUCCUGCUCUGCCAAAUGCCUUACAACCUGGUCUUGAUUUUGAACACAGUUGUCACAGCAAAUGGAGGAACCAUAAACUGCAACUACGAGAACAUGUACCUCUAUGCCAUCGAUGUCACCCAGUGCAUGGCUUUCCUGAGGUGCUGCCUGAACCCCUUUGUCUAUGCCUUUAUUGGUGUCAAGUUUCGUCGUGACCUCCUGAAGCUACUGAAGGACUUGGGCUGCUUGAGCCAUGACUGGUUCAUCAGGUUUACCAGAGGCAGGAGGAGGAGCUCAGGGGCCACCGAUACUGAGACCACCACCACAUUCUCUCCUUGAAGCGGUUUCAGAAUGAAAAACCACAGAUUCAUCCUUGCAGACCACACAGUGGACGAUUAAACAUUUGGAUAAAAGUCUCAACUAAAACACAAAACAUUUGUUACAUGUAAAUAGCAGAGGUUCAAUUACAUGUUGUUGUUGUUGUUGUUGUUGUUGUUGUUUGUCUCUUUGAUAGUGUUUAUCCUCAUCAGUUAUGACGAAACAAGGCUUUGGUUAUUUUUUGUGUCGGCUACAGUGUACAAUAUUUCAAUAAAUUCACAGUGUUAUGAAAAACUCAACCAUCUGAAGAGCACCAA
Messenger RNA from Cyclopterus lumpus (lumpfish), 1532 nucleotides. It is a transcript of the gene ccr7, whose product is annotated as chemokine (C-C motif) receptor 7. Gene Ontology annotation, cellular component: membrane. The transcript has 3 exons. Gene Ontology annotation, biological process: chemotaxis; G protein-coupled receptor signaling pathway; immune response. Gene Ontology annotation, molecular function: chemokine (C-C motif) ligand 19 binding; C-C motif chemokine 19 receptor activity; chemokine (C-C motif) ligand 21 binding. NCBI's taxonomy places the organism in Eukaryota, Metazoa, Chordata, Actinopteri, Perciformes, Cyclopteridae. The record is from RefSeq and is a predicted model, not a curated record. The coding region runs from base 76 to 1236 and encodes 386 amino acids.